This is a messenger RNA of Lymnaea stagnalis (great pond snail), 216 nucleotides long. NCBI's taxonomy places the organism in Eukaryota, Metazoa, Mollusca, Gastropoda, Lymnaeidae. The record is from the annotation of a GenBank genome assembly.
GGUCGAAAUGAAGCACUAAAACAGACUGCUGUACAGAGUUCUACAUACAUAAAGGAGGGAGCCGAUUUAGGUUUAGCAUCUCAUGCAGUUGAUGGUGACACAAGAAGUUUUUUUAAAAGUAAAACUUGCACUCAUACAGAGGAUUCGACGCCAAAUUGGAAUGUUACAUUUAGUCGGUCCCACACAAUCAACAGAAUUGUUUUAUACAAUAGAUUG